GAGGUCCGAAGUUUUUAGGGCAAUGUACAGAGGCCAGCAGGGCAGACAAUAGGAGGUCAGCAUGGGAGUGUAUGACAGGGGCCAGUAGGGUGGAGAACAGGCAUCAACAGGGGUUAGCAGGGCAGAAGACAGGGGUCAGUAGGCAGAGGACAUGGGUUAGUAGUGCAAAGGAUGGGGUCAGCAGGGCAUACGAGAGGGGCCAUCAGGGUGGAAGAUGGGGUCAGCAGGGCAGAGGAAGGAGUCAGCAGGGUAGAGGACAGGGGUCAGCAGGGUAGAGGACAGGGGUCAUUGGGCCAAAGGAUGGGGGUCAUCCGGACAUGUGGGGAAGAGGACAGGGAUGAGAAGGGUAGAGGACAGGGGUCAUCAGGGUAGAGGACAGGGGUCAUCAGGUAGGGCAUAGGAUAGCAUCAGCAGGGCACAGGAUUGGAUCAUCGG
Staurois parvus is the source of this 435-nucleotide messenger RNA. NCBI's taxonomy places the organism in Eukaryota, Metazoa, Chordata, Amphibia, Anura, Ranidae. The record is from the annotation of a GenBank genome assembly.